Eleginops maclovinus (Patagonian blennie) is the source of this 3042-nucleotide messenger RNA. RefSeq names its product SEC14-like protein 2. The transcript is spliced from 13 exons. Gene Ontology annotation, cellular component: cytoplasm. Bases 315 to 1553 code for a protein of 412 amino acids. Lineage: Eukaryota; Metazoa; Chordata; Actinopteri; Perciformes; Eleginopidae. The record is from RefSeq and is a predicted model, not a curated record.
AUAGUGUCUUCACAAUUUCCUCAAUGUGCUAAAAUGUGCUGAUAACACACUUAAGAGGGAUGUGCUUCAGAUUUGGUAAAGUCACGCACCCCGGUUGUGAGGUGUAAUAUCUGGCAUCACGAGUGAUCUGAGCAUGAAUAUAAAUGUAUUCCUGACAGCGAAGAGAAGAGGAUAUUGUAACUGGGAAGCGACUGAACAUCAUCUGGGAGGCGUCUAAUACAGAGACCCGCCUGCCCCGGCUAAAGGUGACUGCGCUGUUUAUCUGACUUUGGGGAGCUCGGUCAGUAUCCGUGUUGUAUCAUCUGGUCUCAAACAUGAGCGGAAGAGUCGGAGACCUGAGUCCUAAACAGGCUGAAGCACUGGAGCAGUUUCGAGAGAGGAUACAAGAUAUUCUGCCUCAACUUCCUGCACAGCAUGAUCACUUCCUGUUACGCUGGCUCAGAGCCAGAAACUUCAAUGUGCAGAAGUCUGAGGCCAUGCUGCGAAAGCAUUUGGAGUUCAGGAAACAGAUGAAAGUAGACGCAAUAAUCACCGACUGGCGUCCACCAGAGGUGAUAGAGAAGUAUCUGUCCGGAGGGAUGUGUGGUCACGACAGGGAAGGCAGUCCCGUCUGGUAUGAUGUCAUCGGCCCUGUGGAUCCUAAAGGCCUGUUCCUGUCUGCAUCAAAGCAAGACUUCAUCAAGUCCAAGAUCAGAGACUGCGAGGUCCUGCAGCAGGAAUGUGACCUGCAGUCGCAGAAGCUUGGGAGGAACGUUGAGUCAAUCACCAUGAUCUACGAUGUAGAAGGUCUGGGUCUGAAACACUUAUGGAAGCCUGCUAUAGAAACAUAUACAGAGAUCCUCCAGAUGUUUGAAGCCAACUACCCAGAAGGCUUGAAAAGGCUUUUUGUCAUUAAAGCUCCUAAACUCUUUCCUGUAGCUUACAACCUUGUAAAGCAUUUUCUGAGUGAGAACACAAGACAAAAGAUCAAUGUCCUCGGGGCUAACUGGCAGGAGGUUUUAAUGAAGUACAUAGAUGCAGAGGAGCUGCCGGUGAUAUACGGGGGUAAACUGACGGAUCCUGAUGGAGAUCCUCGCUGUCGCACCAUGAUCCACCAUGUGAGCCCUGUCCCCCCCUCCUACUACGUGCGGGACCAUGUUAAGAUGGAAUACGAGCAAUGUACCACCGUCAGCCGAGGCUCCUCCCAGCAGCUGGACUAUGAGAUACUGUUCCCAGGCUGCGUUCUCAGAUGGCAGUUUGCCAGUGAAGGUGCAGACAUUGGUUUUGGGGUGUUUGUGAAGGCUAAAAAGGGCGAAAAGAAGAAGGCAGCUCAGAUGGAGGAAGUGGUGGCCAGCCAGCGUUACAACGCCCACCUAGUGCCCGAAGACGGAUCACUGACCUGUGAACGCCCGGGAGUCUAUGUCCUGAGAUUUGACAACACUUACAGCAUCUUCCAGGCCAAAAGAAUCAGCUUUACCGUAGAGGUCCUUCUCCCGGAACGCUUACAGUCCACACACACUAACGGCGGGUCCAAAACCACCACUGUGCAAGCUGAGGGCAUCAGCCAAUCAUAACCAUAAAGAGGUGCCACUCCCAUGUUGUCAGUUAAAGCACAGCCUGACAUACUUGAGUUGAAAAGGAAAAUGCAACAUGCUGCCAUUAUCCAAAAAGUAUUUAAACUAAGUCAGGUUCUUGGUGUUCAACCGUUUUAAUCAUUUUUAAUGACGACUUUAUUCAUGUGUUUUUAAUUUAAGAACAUUCGUUAAUCCACAGGUGGAUAAUAUGAACAAAAGAAUAUGGAGACCCCCAUUCCAACAAUUUAGUGUACUUUUAGUUAUGGUUUUCAUGGUUUGGACAGCUAAUAUAUCAUUGUGACAAGAAGCUAGUACGGUGGCCGACAGGUGCAGAUGCGCUAACAUGGCCCAAAACAUUUUCAUGAGGAGAGAUGCGCUGCAGUUUCAAAAGCGAUGCAAGUGCCAAAAUAAUUGUAAAUGAAGAAACAUCUUCACCAACUUGAUAAAACCUGCACAGCUUAACUAGAAGAGCUGCAUGAAAGACGUGAUGCAAAUACAAAACGCUGCAAGAAGCUCAAAUCACAACAGAAACAGGGACACUAAAAGAUGCACACAGCUGGGACCGAAGCAUCACUUCUUUGAGUGCAGCCCAUUUUUCCUGAUUGAAGUAUUACGGCUGUUGGCCACUGUAGGAUAGCGACCUAAAUUAGCUGCUACUAGCAUUACAAAAUCCAAUCAAGUACAAUAAUGUUGUAGGAGUGCAAUGCUUAAUCUACAAAGAUCCUCUUAUGUGUUUAUAGUGGUCACAUUUAAAUAGUUCUUUUCAAUGACAUUCAAUAACAAUAUAAGCAUUCCAGUCAAUGUAAAUAUGUUUUGUUGUAAGAAUAACAAUAUAUUGUUUGUUUUAAGACUCAAAGAAAAAAGAAAUCAAGAAAAAUAAUAUAACUUUAUAUAGCCUACCUCUUUUUGCCUUUAAUGUUUGCUUAGAAAUAUUGUCAAAUUGAAGUUUCACUGAACAUUCAUUUAAGACCUAAAUACACAUUAUUGAAUUAAGUUGUAUUAAUCUUAAACCGUUUACAUUCAAGUGCAUUCCCUUGACAUUCUAGCAAUGCACUUUCAUGGUUUCAAUAUUACUUUAAAUAUUUAUUUCUUCAUUCCUAAUUUGUUUCCGGAAACUGGGAGGAAAAUUAUUUAUAUUUUUAAUAUAAUAGCUAAAUAUUAAAGUCUAUAUAUAGACUAUAUACGAUUCAUCAGGGAAUACCCAAAUAUUCAUGGGAAAUUGUCUGCAGUAAAUUGAAUGAAAUAGUUUACCUGCACUUGACAAUUACUGAAUGUAGAGUGUGGCAGAAUAAAAGCUUUUCACAUUAUUUUCGUUUACAUUUUGUACAAUUCUCGGAGACUUUUGCAGGAAGGCAAACUCAAACAUAAAGAAAAUAUGCUCUCUGUUAUGUCUGUACUGUCAAAACUGUGUUGAUUAAAAUCUUUUCACAUGAAGAUACUACAAAAACAAUUGUAAGAGAAGUAAAUAAAUGUGUGACUAUACUUAAAA